GUGCUAGUGAAAUUUGUUUAUAACUUUUUAAAAUGGAAUAUAAUUUAUAUGGCGCUAAUCAAUGUCUUAGUUAAAUACAUUUUCGAAUGAUUUUCUAACUGAUUUGCAUUAAAGCAAAUCGAAAUUCUGGCAACCAGCUUGUAACUCGGAGGAAACUCUUGGCAUAUAAUUAACUCCAUGAUAUCAGAGCCGCAUAUUUCAUAAGUUACAUAACCAUAAGCGAAAAUAUUUAAUUAAAAUAUAUAUUUUAUGCGUACUGACAACCUCAAAAUACCCACAAAAAGUCCCCAAAUUAAUAUAAAUGUAUAUCUCCCACGAGAAGGCGUUUGAUAUAGAUUUUAAAGUAAUUUGCAUAAACAGAAAAGAGAUCGCAUAUAAACUAUCAGCUCAUUGACUUUUUAGGCGCUGUCUUGGGACAAACAGAAAAAUAGGUUCGGAACCCGUUUUUUAUAGACUCAUCUAUUUCGUCACAAAGCCUGUCAAAUCUAAAUUCACAAUGAAAAAAGAACAAAAUUUUGCGGUUAGCGAAGAUUAAGUGGCCGGCCAAAUUGUGUUUUUGUUUUUGAGCUGACUAAAAAACGAGUUUCUAUCUUUUGAUUUUUGGGUAAACAUAUGGGGGAAUUCUGCUUAGAUUGUUCUUGAAUUUCAUUAAUACCGAGGCGAUAAACGAUAGGAGCGAUGCCUAUAAAAGCGAAUUCUUGGCCAAGAGCCGUACACAGUUCGAUUUCUCAAUUUGACAAAAACACAAGCAAAAAACAAUAAUAAAUACGUUCAGAAUGCGUGCCGCAAUCUUAUUCGCCGUGAUUCUGGGUGUUCUGCUAUCCCUGGCUUAUGCCCAGGAGCAGGCUGAGGAGCAGGUGCGCACCAAGCGUCAGUUCGGCUUUGGUGGACCCUUUGGCGGCGGCUUUGGCGGACCCUACGGCGGCGGCUUUGGAGGGCCCUAUGGCGGUUUUGGCGGCGGCUAUGGCGGCUAUGGACAUCAUCAUUACCGCGGCGGUUAUGGCGGCUAUGGCGGCUACGGCGGCGGAUUUGGACGUCCUGGCUUUGGUUUCUACGGCUAAAA
This is a messenger RNA of Drosophila novamexicana, 1063 nucleotides long. RefSeq names its product keratin-associated protein 19-2. The transcript has a single exon. The record is from RefSeq and is a predicted model, not a curated record. Lineage: Eukaryota; Metazoa; Arthropoda; Insecta; Diptera; Drosophilidae. The coding region runs from base 777 to 1061 and encodes 94 amino acids.